Molecule: messenger RNA, 3664 nt
Organism: Mus caroli (Ryukyu mouse)
Lineage: Eukaryota; Metazoa; Chordata; Mammalia; Rodentia; Muridae
Source: RefSeq, a predicted model, not a curated record
GGAAAUUAAAGGAAACCAGAAAUGAAAUCUUUAAACUAGAGCAGGCGGCAUUGAUCGAGCGCCGGCACUAUCUUAAAUGCAGGGGAGGAGCUGCUUAAAACUUUAAAGAAGUCGGGAGAAAAAGCAGAUAGAAUGAAUGUAGCUUAAUAAAAUAUUAAGUGGAUACUUAACACGUAAUCCUUAGAAUCCUUGGACUUGAGACUUUUCACGGAAUGUUGAAAGCUUUUACCUUGGAGAAAUGCGAACUAUUUCGAUAACUGCUGCCUGGUUGGUAAUCUAAGAAAUGUCACUGAUUUAGCACGACAUGGACUCUUCCUUGUGGCAGCCUGGGAUUGUUGGUUCACAGGGAAUUAGAUCAUGUGCUUUUGGAAAUGCGCUGGAGCCGUGUGCUGUAAACGAACAUCGUUUAUCUAAGGCAAUAACUGACUGGAGUUGAUUCAGCAGUCAAAUGAGGUCAUGCGCUCUAAUUAGCACUACUAAUUAUUCAUCCAAUUCAGGCUGAAACCUGUGGCUGCCCAUCAAUACCCCUUAGUGGAGCCUUCUUUCUUGUAAAAUAAUCUGCCUCAUUAAAUGGUUAGGCACUGUCCUCUUAGCCAUGCACUUGCUUUGCUUGUUUUAAUGAAAAUGGAAAAAAAAAAUGAUUUAGCUAUGAAACCUGUAUUUUAAGUCCCAGGACAGCUUUCCAAAUAGCUCUCCUGCCUCAUAUCUAGAAGUCCUGUUGGUUAUUUGCUUAUUUAUUAGGUCUAAAUGGAAUCUCCUGCCUCGUAUUUAACAGCCCUGAUAUUUAUUUAUCUGUCCUAUUUAUUUAGUGAACAAAGAGAAGUCUUUACGCAGGUUCGCAAGUGCUGGGGCUGUUGGUAUGUGCCAAGGAUCUUUCCUGAUACCACAUUCCUCUUUUCUUCACUGAGAGAGCCAGAACUUUUUUGUAGCCAUGAUAUCUGAUAGAACUUUUUACAGUGACAGAAAAUUCUAAAUUUGCAGGGAUCAGAAUCGCGGCUGAUGGACACCUUCGGCAACUGAGUACUUAAAAUAUAAUUUAGCUGAAGACCUGAUUUCUUUCCUUGUCUUGACCUGAAUAAUUGUAUUGAAAGAAUCUCCUGUAAAAAGACAGAUCGAAAGUAAGACAGGCUGCUGUCUGCUACCCUGCAACCAUGAGCAGCAAUGCAACAGACCUCACCACCGGCUACCUCUCCUCUGCUGCGGCAAUCCUCCUGUUUGGCUCCAACUUUGUACCACUUAAAAAAUAUGACACUGGCGAUGGGAUGUUCCUUCAGUGGGUGCUCUGUGCUGCCAUUUGGUUGGUUGCCUUGGUGGUCAACUUGAUACUGCACUGCCCUAAAUUCUGGCCGUUUGCGAUGCUUGGCGGCUGCAUUUGGGCAACAGGGAACAUUGCUGUCGUUCCAAUUAUGAAAACCAUUGGUUUAGGUCUUGGAAUCCUAAUCUGGGGAUCAUUUAACACCUUAACUGGCUGGGCAAGCUCAAGGUUUGGCUGGUUUGGGAUGGAUGCAGAAGAAGUGUCCAAGCCAAUGCUGAAUUACGUUGGAGCUGGGCUGUCAGUAGUAAGUGCGCUCACGUUUUUGUUCAUCAAAAGUGAAAUUCCGAAUAAUCCAGGCAGCUCGGACACCACACCACUGAUGACAGAGCCUGUGAUCAAGAGAACCGAAGACCGGAGUGCAGAUUCCUCCUGGGUGGAUAGACUUUCUACCACGUACCACCGCAUUGUGGGCUGCAGCCUUGCGGUAGGAUCUGGAAUACUCUACGGAUCGACAUUUGUGCCAAUCAUUUACAUCAAGGAUCACAGCAGAAGAAAUGACAGCGUGUUCGCAGGCGCUAGCCAGUAUGAUUUAGACUAUGUGUUCGCACACUCCAGCGGCAUCUUUCUUACAAGUACAGUCUACUUUGUGGCCUACUGUGUAGCCAUGAAAAAUAGGCCAAAGCUGUAUCCAGAGGCAGUCUUACCAGGCUUCCUGUCAGGGGUGCUGUGGGCCAUCGCCACCUGCUGCUGGUUCAUCGCCAACCACUCACUAAGCGCCGUGAUCAGCUUCCCGAUCAUCACUGCUGGUCCUGGACUUAUUGCUGCACUUUGGGGGAUACUCAUUUUCAAGGAAAUACAGGGUCUCCGAAACUACUUACUGAUGUUGCUGGCUUUCUGCAUCAUCUUAGCUGGGGCCUUGUGCACCGCUUUUUCUAAAGUGUAGCAGCAGAGGGCAGCAGCGGCUAGGAGAAGGACCUUUGCUGCACAAGCUAACACUGCGGGACAGCUAAGCUGCGGCGCUGUGGGUCUCUGCCACUCUGGGAAUGAACGGAUAAAUGGCUGUUGGCUCCACCAACUUGAGAACGCGAAGAGAGACCGUGUUUCAGUUCAGCGUGUAUGAAAACUCCUUUCGAUGAGCUAUUAAUGAAGGCUGGACCUCGCUGGGUGGCUCAAAGGCAUAUCGGAUCAUCCUGUCUAACAGUGUCGACUUAAUACUAUAAUCCAGAAAAUAGGAUGGAGUUUGUACAAAAGAAAUUACCAUCCCAAUUUAUAAUUUAUUAAUAAAGAGGACCCAAAAUAAGUCCUUUCUUGGUUGAGGGAAGGAACACACACAUACCUUGUGGAAUUUACAUUAAAGAUAUCGGCCCCUUUGCUAAGAGCAAAUGUCAUAGUUGCAACCUGAAUGUUUAAAAUGCCAGUUCAUUAUUUUUGGCCAAAAAUUAUUACUUUAAUAUUGCUCGGCUCUUUAUCUUGCCUGCCCUUCUUAGCUCAAAGUGUUUGAUAAUUAUUCCAGAUAAAACGGAUCCUCAGAGAGCAGGUCACCACUAUGUACGUGUGAUAUAAUGUAUACAUUCACAAGCACACAUACGUGUGUUCGUGGUUUCAGAUUUGGACACAUUCUAGAGUUGCUGAAAUAGCAGUUUUAGCUCAUCAGGUUCAAUUUAAAGGAAGCCGACUUGUUUGACUGCACAACUAUUUUUUUUUUCUCCUUAAACACAGUUACUUAAAAGAUCAUUUUAACUGGAAGUGUUUCUUUUGGCCCUAUUUUAACUGAUUUCCAGGAGACAAAAGAAGGUAGCAUAUGUAUUGAUUUGAUUCUUUAAGGAAAAAAAAAAACCCACAGGCACAUUGCUCACGACCAUGCUCUCUGCACCCUUAAUAGAAUAAUGGUGUUCGGCUGUGCCUUUCACCCAUUCUCUCCUGAUAUUGCAGUGCUUUGUCGUGCCAGAGCAACAGAAUAGCAUCCUGCACCUGCCUCGGCUUAAACCUCAGAUGCUCGGUCUGAGUUGUGUAGCUUUGGACCUGAGCGCUCUCUCGGCAUGGCAGGCUUCCUGGGAAGGAGGGCCAGUGAUAGCAUGUGCCUUGAAUUCAGUUGUCCAAAUGUCUCCUUGCCUGACAAACACUCUAAACGUCUUUGCUAUUGUUACUACAUGUUAAUCAAGGGGAAACAAAGUUUACAGAUAGGUAAAACUUACAACUUAUAAAAACUACUGGACUUACCAUCCUCAGCCCAAUUAGGCUUUGUCUUGCCAAAUCAGAAACAUCCCUGGAGUCCCUUCUAAUCAUUGAAUUGCUCACACAAAUAAUAUUUGAUAUUAAUAAUGUCUUUUUUCUAUUUCAGUUUUUACUUGAAAUGUCAUUAAAUUGUGAUGGUAUGACAAUUUCUGAAUAAACAUGACAGAAAAACUA